Jaminaea rosea is the source of this 1220-nucleotide messenger RNA. RefSeq lists its product as hypothetical. NCBI's taxonomy places the organism in Eukaryota, Fungi, Basidiomycota, Exobasidiomycetes, Microstromatales. Bases 55 to 1131 code for a protein of 358 amino acids. Gene Ontology annotation, molecular function: iron ion binding; C-4 methylsterol oxidase activity. The record is from RefSeq and is a predicted model, not a curated record. The transcript has 4 exons. Gene Ontology annotation, biological process: ergosterol biosynthetic process.
CGCUUAUAGUCUCCCUACGAUGGAGAGAUCAAGAACCGCAUCAGCAUCGCAAUCAUGACAUCCACGACAACGACGACACCUGCUAGCAAUGGCGUCUCCGGCGCUGUUCCUCGCAGCAAAUUCAAUCCGACCUGGCACCACCGCCCCCGCUCCGAAUGGACGUGGCGCGAACGCCUCCUCGACGACAUGGGCAUCCUCCAAGACCAAUCGGGCUCCGCGCGUCCUCCUAUCCACAAGAUGACCGAUCCUGUCCCCGUAUGCUCGGUCUGGAAUCAGCACAGAUUCGUUGCACCUUGGGCCGUCGCUCCCAUCCUUGCGCACUUCGCCUUUACGCGCGCAACGGGCAUCAGCCUGCCAGCUUGGGCAGCGGGACCCCUCUACCUCGCCUGGUUUAUGGCCUACGGUAUGACGCUAUUCCACGCAUUUAGACGUAUGACCAAGAAGUACGGCUGCUUCGAUGGAGAGCAUACCCGCGAUGGCAUUCCAGACGACAAGACGGCGCGUGUGUCCAAUGAGCUCAUGGCCGUCGUGGCCGUGCGCACCGUCUUCGCGUUUACGGUAAUCUACCCGAACGACCAGACUAACCUGCUCACAUGGAACAAUGUUCUGGGCAUGCCACUGAGCCUGUUCGCCUACGCCUGCAUCAUUGACUUUUGGUUCUACGUGUACCACCGCAGCAUGCAUGAGGUUUCGUGGCUCUGGAAAUUCCACCGCACCCACCAUACUUCUAAACAUCCCUCAGCCGCAAUGGGCGCAUAUGCCGGCGCUGAACAGGAGAUUAUGGACAUCCUCGGAAUCCCCUUCCUGGCCUACCUCACCACAUGCGCUACGCCGUUCAAGAUCGACUUUGCUACGUGGUGGAUCUCGACGUGCUACACGCUAUUCAUCGAAGCUGGUGGCCACACUGGCAUCCGCGCUUACUUUACCAAUCCCACCGCCUGGCCUCUCAGCUUCAUUGGCUGCGAGCUUGCUCUCGAAGACCACGACUUGCACCACCGCAAAGGGUGGAAGAGCAGCGCCAAUUACGGCAAGCAGACGCGACUCUGGGACUCCCUCUUUGGCACUACCUGGGAGAGGAUCGAGGGGCAUGCGAGCAACAUCGAUUGGAGCAAGGACAUUCGGGUUGGGUGAAGCGUGGCGCAAGGAUUUCAUUGAAGUAAUAGCAUGGCAUGAUUACAUAUACGUCGUCGGGAGGGGUUCCUUCUCAGUCGUCGAGGGGC